GUCAAAUGAAAGUUGACAAGUGACGUCAUGUAUGGUCAUUAUGUCGUAAUUUGAUAAUAAAGCAUGUCUCUACUGAAUAUUCUGAUAUUUUAUGCAUUGCAUUUAUUUACUGUGUAUUGCAGCAUUAAUUAAUUCAAACUUACAAUUCAAUAUGGCGAGUAAUUUGUCUCUCACUGGCAGUAAUGCGUCUGUGGACAAGAGGCGGGAUAAUGCAAGCCAGACAGAAGUCAGAAAAAUAGACGGAAAUACAGCUCGAACUCAGCAAGAUGCUAUGGAAAACAAUGACGAAAAAGACACGUUUUCAAAGUCAACAGCUAUUGAUGGGCCAAAAGGUGGCUCAAAAGUUCGUCAAAAACCUAAGCCAUCAACUGCCAGCAAACUUGAAGACCAGAUGAAUUUUGAACACCUAAAAAAGCUAGAAACAAUAUUUCAGGAAGCAGAUGCGGAUGAUGGUGGGGGACUUGACAUAGAUGAGUUCCGUGAAGCAAUGAAGAAAACCAUGGGGUCUGAGAUUGAUGAUAAAGAACUAGAAAUCCUCUUUAUGAAAGUCGAUACAAACUGUGAUGGAACUGUGGACUGGGAUGAAUACCUUUCAUACAUGCUGUUGGAAUAUCAAGAAAAAGACACCAUGACAAGUUUAAUUAAAGAGGUUCCAUUUCCGAAUCCACUUCGUGAGCUUCCUUCCAAUCAUAGAGACAACAUUAUCAGCAUAAAAUUCUUUCAAAACCUUUCCAACAAACAUGCUAACAAAGCCCUUGACCGCGACAACCCUGGUGGAAAGUAUCUGGUUUUAAGCAAAGAAGGCCAACUUGGAUUUUACAAUAUUGACUACGAGCUUCAGAAAACAAUAACGAUAGGUUCACCUUUUGAGAGUUGUGUGCCUCUGUGGCUCACAGACCUUACUGCGUGUCCAAAUGUUAACAUGGUGGCGAUCAGCUCAACAGAACGUGAAAUUAGUUUCUACGAUGUAAGUGCCAACAAGUUCGAUCGUCAGUUCCAACUUACAGGGUUCCGUGAUCCAGUAUUCUGCAUGAACUACUGGUUUGACCACGAAGACCUAAACAACUCCACUCUUGUAGUUGGAGAUGCUAAUGGUUCAGUUAUCGUGCUACGAUUUGUGGAAGCUACUAGAAAAGGACUGUUUGGUGUUUAUCCACAAAAAGGUGUUGUGCAAAAAGUUGCUUUAAUCAGUAUUUUAAAACAUCGAGUCUCAGGAGCUUACUGUUUAAUGUACCCGCACUUACAUUCCAAUUGGGUGAACAGCGCUCAAUACUUUCAACUUGCCCAAGGAUUAGAAUGCUUUAUAUCAUGCAGUAGCACAGAUGAUGACUCUAUGUACCUUGGUGACCUUAGCAACAUUACGUACAAAGCAAAAUGGCCGGGAUUUUCUAAACUACGAUCUAACAGAGGUUGUUUUUACAGAGUAAGAAAAGGAAUCUUAGCUUUGGAUUAUUCUAAAGAUUGGAAUAUUGUUGUUACUGGUAGCUUUGAUGGGGUUGUUCGAACAUGGAAUCCAUACAGUGCGAAACCUGCAUCCCUUAUUAAAGGCCAUCUCACACCUGUACAACAUGUUAGGAUAAUCCAAGGCAGUGGACAAGUUAUAACAUGUGGGAAAGAUAGGACAAUUAGGAUAAUAGAGCUUCGAGACCAUACCACAACGCAAGUGCUGGGUCCCAGAUCUUUUGUUAAAAUGGGUCCCACUUCACACACCAUCAACUGUAUUUUCUACCAAAAACGAUACAAGGCACUUCUUAUUGGUACCAUGCAGGUUGGAUUAUUUGAAGGAUUUGACGACAAUGAAAAAGUCGACCAACUCAACAUUAAAUCUCAUGAUGGACCAGUUAGUACAGUCUUGUAUAACAAGCUCUUCAACCAGGUUGUAACAGCUGGACAUGACUCUGUUCUCUCAGUGUGGGAUUUAAACACUGGAACCAAGGCCAUCCAAUUCCACACGAUUAAAGGCGUUGAACUGACAUGUAUGUGCUUUGACCAGACUGGUAGAAGGCUGAUCACGGGUUCAAGAAACGGUGCUGUCAAAAUAUGGAACUUUAACAAUGGUGCCUGUCUAAGGACCUUGUCUGGUGCAACUAACUAUGAAGUUACUGGACUUGUUUGUUUAAAGCAGAAAAUAAUAUCUGGAGGUUGGAACAAGAAACUUACAGUUUACAUAGAUUCACGAAACCAAGAUGAUGAAGACGACUUCCGUGAGUGGCAGGAGGCUCACAAGGAUGAUAUCCUCUGUCUUGCAUCCUUCCAACACAGCAACGGGGUUUCCAUAAUUGCUUCAUCUUCUUAUGAUGGUGACAUCUUUAUUUGGUCGCUCGAUUCUGGCCACAUACUGUGUCGAUUGAAUCGUAUGGAAAGUUACUCCCCACUAAGUAUUGAUGGAUUCAAAAUGAACAAAUCAGAGCCUUAUCGAAAUACUGACCAAGCCACCACCCCAAAUAUCAAGACUUGUUCAGACAGACAGCUUGAGUCUCCUCUUACCCAAAACAGCACUUCAACCAAACGUAGCAAUGCAAAUUUAUCCGCACCUAGCCAUGAGAAGAAUGUAAUGUCAUCGGAACUGUUACCACCUAUACAUCAGCCAUUUAAAUUGUGCUGUAGAAAUGAAAAAAAAGAAGUAGUAAAAGACAGGGAGCUUUCUCUUCCCAAAAUCAUUCAACCUUCUGCGCGCUCGACGAUAUCGACAGAGCACACUCGUCACCAGCUUGAUGUUAUAACAGGAGAAAAUACCCAGGAUUACUGGGCUGCGGAUGUUUCUAUUGAUAAGCUAAUAUUUCUACAAAGCCGGCCCCACACACCCCACGCUGCAACAUUGUUAUCGUCCGGGGCCAUGGGUUGGGUCCAUGCAUGGUCAGUUCACCCACAAGGGGGAUUACUGGGUCAAUUUGUUGCCGCACACCGUGAUGGUGAAUCCGUCUUAUCCAUGGCAACUGAUGAACAAAAUAAGAUUCUAAUUACUGGAGAUUCAAGUGGAUAUGUAACGAUUUGGGACAUUGAGACUUAUUGCUACAAAAAACCUGUCCAACAAAAACGAAGAGGUGCUGCAUUUGAUUUGCUCCAAAUACGGUUACAGCACGAUAAUCAGAUGACAGAAGAAAGUGUUAAAAUGUUAUCACAACGACGUAUGCUUAAACUAAACAUAAUCCCCCCAAAUGUUGUUCAAUAUUUUCGUGCCCACGUCGGGUCUGUGAAUGAUAUCAACUAUAUUGAUGAGAAAGAACUUUUCCUCACGUCUUGUUCUGAUGGUACUGUACGACUAUGGACUAUUGGUGGCAUGUAUAUAGGAACAUUUGGACAGAAACAUCAGUGGAACUUAAGUACACAAAGUCUUGGCCAAACCAGGAUGCCUGCUGAUAUAAAAAGAGUAGCAUCUGCUAACACUUUAAAGGUAUUCAAUGCUGGGUACAGUGCAUGGAGAUUAGCAAGAAAUGUUUUGAACUUUGUAGCUUUGCGUGGUCUUACGAAAGCAAUCACCCGUAUAACCACCGCUCAACCUUCUAUUGCUGAGGCCAAGAAGGAGGAAUACAGUGGGGUCAACUCGUUGUUUUUUAAUGAAGUCAAAACAGACGAAGAAAUUGAAAGAAAUUAUCAGCGAGCUGUGAAAAAAAUGGGGCAGAGUAAUGUGCUUGGGGGCUGGUACAAAGCAAAGAGAAGACACCGUGUUUUGCCGAAAAUAGAUCUAAAGCCUCAUCUGAACAAUUUUCGAGUUCAUUCUUCCAUUCCAUUUUCACCACUGCAAGUAACAGAAGAUGUUGCGGUUCCUGAAUUGCUGAAAGAGAAAUGGAGAAUGCAACGUGAAGUUCUGCAGAGUAUGGAGCAAGAAACCAAGUCACGCCCUGCCAAAUCUUCAGUGAAAGGAAUACUUUCUAAAAGUUGGGCUGCCAGAAAAAACAAAUCUUCACAAAUUUCGUUUUCAAACACUACCCAAAAAAUCAGCAAGGCUGUCAAAGUCUGGCUAUUGGUUUAAAAUGAACAAAACUCAAAU
This is a messenger RNA of Ciona intestinalis (vase tunicate), 3991 nucleotides long. Lineage: Eukaryota; Metazoa; Chordata; Ascidiacea; Phlebobranchia; Cionidae. The record is from RefSeq and is a predicted model, not a curated record.